AGUGAUGGGCUGGCUCGGGUAGGAAGGGGUUAAAUGAGCAGCCAGUUUUGGGGUUUCAUCAGAGCUGCUGCCAGACUGGAAAGGUGAGGCAGGAAAAGGGCAACGCCUUGGGAACCAGGGCUGGAGGGAGACACUCAUGGUGCUGGCAGCUCCUUGCCCCGGCACGGUGGGCACAGUUCUGAAGGAACCCAGACCUUUGCCUGGAAGGCACUGAUGCAAUGGAAGGAAGUCAGCACUCCCUGACUGCAGAAGAGCUGACAACACCCCUCCUGAAGAAGACCCUCAGCCCACCUCUCCAUGAGGAUGCCAACACUGUGGUCAUUGCAGUUGUCAUCACCCUGGUGUUCCUCACCCUGCUGACAGUCCUGGUGGUGAUCAUCAUCUACCUGUACAGAAACAAAGGCAGCUACCUCACCUACGAGCAGCCUGUGGCAGAGGCCGUGUCAGUGCAGAUGGAGGAGGCUCCAGCCAAAGAAAAAGAAGAAUAUUUUAUCUGAGCCAGCAGGUACCACUCAGCUCCACAGUGUCUCUGCUCUCCCUGAAAUCAGGGACAUGCAAGCCACUUCUUUUUUGGUUUUUUUUCUUUAAUUUAUUAAGCCAACCAUGGAGGAAUAACUGGGUGUGUGUCAGAGCUUCCCCAGGCUCUGCCCAGAGCAGAGCAAGGGCAGGGUGGAGGGGGGAAGCUCCAGCUACCUGCACCCCAAAAAUCUCCACACCCUGGCACUUUCUAAUACAACCCAGUGAAAAAAUGCUUGAAGAGUCA
Messenger RNA from Calypte anna (Anna's hummingbird), 763 nucleotides. It is a transcript of the gene SMAGP, whose product is annotated as small cell adhesion glycoprotein. The transcript is spliced from 4 exons. NCBI's taxonomy places the organism in Eukaryota, Metazoa, Chordata, Aves, Apodiformes, Trochilidae. Bases 219 to 497 code for a protein of 92 amino acids. The record is from RefSeq and is a predicted model, not a curated record.